AUGGCAGAAAGACAACCUGAAAACGUGAGUUUAUACUGAUUUGUACCUUUACAUUUAUCCGUAAUUAAAGUACAUAGAAAGUACGUAGAAGUAUUGUUUUAAUUUUUCAGUCGUGCAUGAAUGGUAGAUUUUAUAAUACAUUUUAUCACCGACAUAUUUUCGCCUUUUUUGUAUAUAUGCUGUAUAUACAAUAUAGCAUACUUUAUACAGCAAUUCAUAUAAAUGAAGCAAUUUCAUUGUCAAAACCGAAGCGUUUCCGCGCGCACAAAAGCAGACAGAAAACGCUCAGAAUAGACACCUAUUUUAAGGAAAAAGUUGAAAAAUGUUCACUCCGCGCCCGCCGGGGAGAAAUGACUGCAAUGGAAAACGGCCUUUAUACUCACAAUAUUCAUAUUUCUUUACCUUAGAUGAACUUCGAAAACAGUUUUAAAAACAAGGUAGUAGUAACGACAGUUGAAGAAAUAAAAAAAUCUGUUGUUCCAAAUUCCCCUCGCAGAUCGACAAGCACCUUGACAUGUGCAGUGUUAAACAAGAGCCCAAUUAAACCCACGAGGAAUGGCAGCAUGUUUUCGUUGAAUUUAUGCGAUAGUGACCAGUCGACAACUAUUCGGGCAGUUUGCUUCAAUGAAGAUAUUUUUUCAAAGAUUCAGUCGAAAAAACCUACGAUCUUCAGUCGUUCAAGAUUAAACAAUCGUUCGGGAACAGAGAAACCCCUGAAUUGGUGCUUGACAACGAGACAAAAAUCUCACUCGCGUCCUCGCAAGUUGCAAUUGAACAAUGCUUUUUCACUAUUUCGCAAAUAUUGAGAGGGGAAAACCUCCAACAGUAGAUUUUUGAACGUCAAAGCGAAGGUAACUGCAAUCGACGAACCUCGUGUUGUCGGCACUUAUCCACAAAAUAAAACAAAGAGAUCUGUUCAGAUUGCUGACACAACCGGUGAAAUAGAACUCAUUCUUUGGCGUGAAUGGGCGGACGUUAUUGCAUUUGAAGAUGGAAAUGUUUUAAACCUGGAAAAUAUUGUUGUAUCUAAAUUCAACGGGAAACUGAAUCUUACCACAGCAUUCGAGUCCUCAAUAACGAUACUGGACGAAGAGAUGACAGUAGCAAGACCAACAAAGCGCCCACUUUCCAAAUCGAAUAUCAUCUCCAUGGAGGCAUCCGUUCGUGCUAUUAAAGAAUUUAUUUCUACAUUUUCGUGCAUGAGUUGUAGGAAACAAAUAGACCUAGCUGAUGUUCAAGGUAUCGGAGGCUUCAUAUCAUGUCCCACAUGUUCGUGCACUUUUCUGAAAAGUGCACUACCACCUGCCCAGAAGUGUUUAAUUCUAUUGAGUGACAACAACGAAUGGUUCACUGCACAUACAAAAGUAAGAUUUCAUUUCUAAUCUAUGGUACACACGUAAAAAACGCACAAGUUGGGACAUACCUGCAGCAGACUUGUGCCAAUGCUGCGGUUUUAUUAACUUGUUAUCAGGACGCGUUUGCAUUGCAUUGCUUGUUGACAACUUGUCAACGGCUUGCUCACAACUUGCUACAAGCCUGUUGCGAUUACAUCCUGUUGACAAGAUGUCACUAGAUUUUUGCUUGUCUAGACAAGCCUGAAUGCAUGAAUUGAGCUUACUGUGACUUCCCACAAAGCACACAGUACUCUUCCUUAAUUGUAUAUAAUUACACAUUUUCGUCCCUUUUUCUAGGUUAUCCAACACCUGUUCCAAUGGACUGAAGGAAAGGCAAAACCUUUAGAAAAUGACCUGUUUUUCCUGCUCAAUACCAAGUAUUCCCUACGAGUCGACACGCAAAGAAAAAUUAUUGAGCAUGCAUGCCCUACUCUCGAGCAGACCUCGUCUGACAAGGAAAUAGAGGAAGCCAUUGCUGCGAUGGAAGAAGACGAAAACAGCACCAAAAAACCAAA
Molecule: messenger RNA, 1909 nt
Organism: Paramuricea clavata
Lineage: Eukaryota; Metazoa; Cnidaria; Anthozoa; Malacalcyonacea; Plexauridae
Source: the annotation of a GenBank genome assembly